Molecule: messenger RNA, 1696 nt
Organism: Cynoglossus semilaevis (tongue sole)
Lineage: Eukaryota; Metazoa; Chordata; Actinopteri; Pleuronectiformes; Cynoglossidae
Gene: kynu
Product: kynureninase
Exons: 14
Coding region: 149-1534 (461 amino acids)
Biological process (GO): NAD+ biosynthetic process
Cellular component (GO): cytoplasm
Molecular function (GO): kynureninase activity; pyridoxal phosphate binding
Source: RefSeq, a predicted model, not a curated record
CAGUCUGUGAAAUUGUGUCAUAACAACGCUGGUUUACUGAACAAAUGAUUAACUUAAAGCCACACACAGAGAGGUUAAAGAACGAUAUUCUAUCAAUCAAACGUCUGUGUCUUGCGGACAGUGUCAGACAAACCACGCGACCAGCACAAUGGAUCAGUCAAUGGGCCGCAGCCUGAACGAAACUCUGGCGCAUGUUUCAGCCCAGCUGGGCUGCAGUCCAUACUCUUCAGAAGUGGCUUCAUACCUUGAUGACCAUGAUGAACUCAGGCACCUCCGACAACAUUUCUUGGUGCCCAAAAUCGGAGAUUUACCUCAAUCUGAUCUUUCAGUGGUUGAUGGCAACAUGGAGUGCAUAUAUCUAGUGGGAAACUCACUGGGGCUUCAGCCCAAAAGUGCCAGGGUCUAUUUGGAAGAGGAGCUGGACAAGUGGGCUAAACUUGGAGUUCAUGGUCACAUGGAAGGCUCUCGACCCUGGGUUCGCGCCGAGGAAAACCUUGAAGAACUCACGGCCAGGGUGGUUGGAGCCAAAUCUGAAGAGGUAGCCCUGAUGAACGGCCUCACAGUUAAUUUACAUCUUUUGAUGCUUUCCUUUUACCAACCCACUGCCGUACGCCACAAAAUCCUGUUAGAGGAUAAAGCCUUCCCCUCAGAUCAUUAUGCUGUAGAAUCCCAAAUUAGGCUACGGGGAUUUGACCCGGAGCAGAGCAUGCUGCUGAUCUCACCCAGGAAAGGAGAAGAGAGUCUGCGGACAGAGGACAUCCUGGAGGUCAUUGAGAAGGAGGGCGAUUCCAUUGCUGUGGUGAUGUUCAGUGGUGUUCAGUAUUACACUGGUCAGCUUUUUGACAUGGCAGCCAUCACUCAGGCAGGCCAUAGAAAGGGUUGUUACGUCGGGUUCGACUGUGCUCACGCUGCAGGAAAUGUUGACCUACAGCUGCAUGACUGGGGAGUGGACUUUGCCUGUUGGUGUUCCUAUAAGUAUUUAAAUUCAGGUUGUGGUGCAAUAGCCGGGGCUUUUAUCCACGAGAAACAUAACGGCAGCAUCAAACCAGCGCUUCUGGGAUGGUGGGGUCAUGACCUGAAAACUCGGUUUAAUAUGGAUAAUGUGAUGGACCUGCAGCCUGGGGUGAAGGGCUUCAGACUCUCCAACCAGCCCAUCAUGCUGGUUUGUCUCCUGCAGGCCAGUUUGGAGGUGUUCAAUUUGACCAGUAUGAAGGCAUUACGCAGGAAGUCAGUCCUACUGACCGGUUACAUGGAGUUUCUGAUUCAACAUUACUUCAGCAAAGACUCCAGUGAGCCUUUAAAAGCCAGCAUCCACAUCAUCACCCCUUCUGACCCGGAGCAGAGAGGCUGCCAGCUCUCACUGUCUUUUUCCAUUCCUGUCAAAGAGGUCCACAAGGAGCUGGAAAAAAGGGGCGUGGCUUGUGACGUACGGGAGCCCAAUGUGGUGAGAAUCGCACCAGUGCCUCUCUACAACACCUUCAGUGACGUUCACCGCUUCAUACAAACACUGAGAGCAGCUCUUAUCAACCAGUGAAGGAAACAUUCUUCUGACCUCUGUGUCGGUCUAGGUUUAGAACUGGGGAAUAUGAGCUAAAAUAAAUUUGUCAUGGCAUGAAGUCAAUUUCUUCAAAAAUAAAGAGCGAUAAUCUAAAGAAAAUAAUAAUGUCUCCAUUAAAAAAGUGAAUAUGCAUGUCAA